UUUCGUGAGAAGACGUCCCGCGAAAGCAAACUCCUCUCUCUUUUUCUUCUCCGUUAAGUCGAGACUUCCGCAGCAGAGGAGCGUAUUGUAGAGAUUUCUUGAUCACCAUUAUCAAGAGGGAAAGAAGAAAGAGAAGAGGAUAAUACUGGGGCGUUUUCGGCUUCGGGCUUUGAAGCUUCGGAGUUCCAUCAUUUCCUCACGCACCGACGAAGAAAGAAGUUCAACGGUCAACGCCGUAGAAUUUGAAGAUUGUGCGUUGCAGAAUUUUGUGGGAUCAGUUCGAAGAUGUUGGCAGAGUACAUAACCAGAUUUCUCGUGGUGUUGUUUGGCUACGCUUAUCCGGCUUUCGAAUGCUUCAAGACAUUGGAACAGCAUCCGGGCAACACAAGGCAGCUUCAAUUCUGGUGCCAAUACUGGAUCAUCGUGGCGAUACUGACGGUCAUCGAGAUGGUGGGCGAGUUUCUAGUCUCAAUGUUGCCCAUGUAUGGCGAAGCCAAGCUGGCCUUCUUGGUCUACCUGUGGUACCCGAAAACCAAGGGAUCCGAUCUGGUGUACGACACCUUCCUCCGCCCGCUCGUCAUGCAGUACGAACCUGACAUCGAGGAGAGGUUCCGAAACCUGCGGGCUAAGUCCGGGCAGCUGCUCAUCUUCUACCUCAAGAACUUCACAGAGAAAGGCCAGAUCUUGUUCCUCGAUGUCCUCCGCUAUGUGGUCUCCAAGGCCUCGAGCGGUACCGAGCGGAUUAGAGGACGAGGAUCGUCUUCCAAGAACAAGAAACGGGAGAAGCAGGGUGCGGACGAAUUGGAGGACAUCGCCGAAGCCUUGUUUGCCACAAAUGCGAAGCAACGGGGAUCGCGCCAGCACAAAUAAGAUCACACAAUAGCCGUAAAUUUAGGGAGAUUAAAAAUAGACAAAAAUGAUGAUGAAUUACUGGUUAUUGACGUUUCUUUUUCGAUUUGAAUCGUGAUUUUUCGUUUUGGGGAA
Musa acuminata AAA Group (dessert banana) is the source of this 984-nucleotide messenger RNA. Its product is annotated as putative HVA22-like protein g. Bases 286 to 870 code for a protein of 194 amino acids. Lineage: Eukaryota; Viridiplantae; Streptophyta; Magnoliopsida; Zingiberales; Musaceae. The transcript has 7 exons. The record is from RefSeq and is a predicted model, not a curated record.